GGACUUGUGCAACCCUUGGAAGUACCUAAAUGGAAGUGGGAUUCCAUCUCGAUGGAUUUUGUUGGAGGGUUACCCUUAACUAAAUCAGGAAGAGAUAAGAUUUGGGUAAUCGUUGACCGAUUAACCAAAACUGCAAGAUUUAUUCCCAUGAAUGAAACUUGGAGCAUGGACAAGCUCGCCAAAGCCUAUGUGAAAUACGUGGUCAAACACCACGGAGUACCUCAAGACAUCAUAUCGGAUCGAGAUUCACGAUUCUUAUCUCAAUUCUGGAAGGAAUUACAAACGGCUAUGGGGACAAAAUUGAAGUUAAGUACUGCUUUUCAUCCAACCACGGAUGGGCAGACCGAAAGAACAAUCCAAACGUUAGAAGACAUGUUGAGGGCAUGUGUUCUUGAUUUGCAAGGAUCAUGGGAUGAGCACCUAGACUUAAUAGAGUUUUCGUACAAUAACAGUUACCAUGCUAGCAUCGGAAUGGCCCCGUACAAAGCUCUAUACGGUCAAAAGUGUAGAAGUCCCUUAUGUUGGGGUGACAUUGUCGAUCAGGUGGUUCUAGGACCACAAUACUUGCAAGAUACCAUAGAGAAAGUCAAAGUCAUCCAAGAGAGGAUGAAGGCUGCCCAAGACCGACAGAAAUCAUAUGCCGAUCUUGGGAGGAAGCCAGCUGAAUUCGAGAUAGGGGAGAAAGUUCUACUCAAAGUCUCUCCUACAAGGGGAGUAAUGAGGUUCGGGAAGAAAGGGAAACUAAGUUCGAGGUUCAUCGGACCCUACGACAUCCUAGAGAAGGUGGGAAAAGUGGCAUAUCGAUUAGCUCUACCCACAGAGUUGGAUAAGGUAACAAACGAUUUUAAAACAAGAUAAUUUUCAACGAUUAGAUUUCAUCCUUAACAUACAGAGUUGUGCUAGGUACAUAACUUCUUUAACGUAUCACAAUUAAAGAAGUACGUUCGAGAUGAGUCACAUAUCAUCAAUCCUGAGGUAAGAGACCCUAAACUUAACAUGAACCAAAGUAAACUGGAAAUAAUAUAAGUUAACCCUUAUAUUAUUAGGUGAUUGAAAUGGAUGAGGCGUUAUCCUACGAAGAAAAACCCGUAGAGAUCCUUGAUACUAAAACCCGAGAGACGAGGAAGAAGAAAGUUAAGAUGGUAAAAGUACUUUGGUCAAACCAUUUGACCGAGAAUGCAACAUGAGAGACAGAAGAGGAUAUGCGUAAACGGUAUCCUGAACUGUUCAACUAAGGUAAAUAUUGGGUUACGAGGACGUAACCUUUCCUUUAGGGGGGCAGGAUGUAACAUCUUAUAAACUUGUAAUACCUCAUCUUCAUACUGAAUUCUCGUCUUAGUUUAUGCUUCGAGGACGAAGCAUUCUUUAAGGAGGGUAGAAUGUGAUACCUUGAAAAUUUGAAAUAAAAAUAAAUAAAUAAAUAAAUAAAUCAGAUAAGUUAUAUCUGAUAAAUCAAAUGAAAGUAAUAUAAAAAU
This is a messenger RNA of Cuscuta europaea, 1475 nucleotides long. The record is from the annotation of a GenBank genome assembly. Lineage: Eukaryota; Viridiplantae; Streptophyta; Magnoliopsida; Solanales; Convolvulaceae.